AAGAAAGGAAAACACCAUAACCUCACUUUUCGAGAGCGAGAACCUCACUUUUCGGAGUAACAUAACCAAAGUUGGAAAUACGGCGAAAAUAUUUGUGUUAUUAAUUCGAAGACAUAUUAUGCUCUAGAAAUAAUGCAGGCCAUGAGGUUAAUAAAAGUCAACUCCUUAACGAUGGGUACCGCUGGGCUCUGCGAGACUUUCAUCCCAAAUUCCGUUUACACGCAGUGCGUGCGUUGGAAGAGGAAACCAAUUUGGCUGCCCACAGCAAAGUCCAAAGUGUUUCGAAUACCAAAAAGGCCUGUUAUACCUGUCGAGGACAAAUUGGAGCUCCAGCGUUUGAAUAAUAAUUACAGGACAUACAUGACAUCGUUUAGGGCAUAUGUAAGGCAACUUGCAGAGGAGGGCAAGCAACGAUCCGACGAGACAGUUUGUAAGCAGAGCGAAGAGGAGGACUUUGAAAGGUGCAGCGCUAUAAACGACGAGUGGAAUGCAGAAGUAGCGAAGACACGAGAGAUCAGGCUGGCGGAGAUGAGAGAGAAUCACAGAAACGCGAUCCUGCAGCGUUUGCUGAGGCAAGAGCAGAGGCAGGAGAUGAAGAAGGAGAUGCUCAACAAAAAGGUCAGAAAAAUCAAGGAAGAAUCCGUUACGUUCAUCACUGCGGAGAACAUAGACGCCGCGAUCGAGGAGUGUUUGGCAAACGUCGUCGAUCAUAAUCGCGCAUUGGAUUUGGAAGGAAAUUGGCACAAAGGGCAAUAUCCCCCGGUUCCACCAAUCGAAGAGACGCAAAAGCCAGUGGCUGUCGAGCAACGAAGUUAAAUUUGAAAAUCUUACGUCCAGACUAUUCGUAAAAGUAAAACUAAACUUUGCUGGACUCGCACGUUUUACAAGUGUUCUAUAUUCUUGCUCGAAUAAUGAUAAGCGUGAUAAGUAUGAGUUGUUAUAUUAUAGAUUGUAAUAAAUAUAAAAUAGA
This is a messenger RNA of Temnothorax curvispinosus, 970 nucleotides long. It is a transcript of the gene mRpS26, whose product is annotated as probable 28S ribosomal protein S26, mitochondrial. The record is from RefSeq and is a predicted model, not a curated record. The transcript has 3 exons. The coding region runs from base 133 to 816 and encodes 227 amino acids. Gene Ontology annotation, cellular component: mitochondrial small ribosomal subunit. Lineage: Eukaryota; Metazoa; Arthropoda; Insecta; Hymenoptera; Formicidae.